Messenger RNA from Arabidopsis thaliana (thale cress), 2558 nucleotides. Its product is annotated as influenza virus NS1A-binding protein. Bases 334 to 2304 code for a protein of 656 amino acids. Lineage: Eukaryota; Viridiplantae; Streptophyta; Magnoliopsida; Brassicales; Brassicaceae. Gene Ontology annotation, biological process: response to endoplasmic reticulum stress. The transcript has 11 exons. The record is from RefSeq and is marked reviewed.
AGAAGAAGAAGGUAUAUUUAAAAUUUGCAGCUUAAAAGGCUCUAAAAAUUCCGUCGCUCAGUUUCCGUCGCUCCUCCGGCUUUGUCAUCGUCUUUUGCAUUGCCAUCAGUCAUGAUGGCCUAAGCUUCUUCUCCCUCUCUCUCUCUUUCUCUCUGAGACCUCGUCUUCUUCGAUUUUUCACCGCUCUCACUCAACUUCUCUGUUGAUCAAGCUCCGAUUCCAGUUUAAGUGAGCAUUUAGGUUUCAGUCGUUGCCUUUUGCUUAUUUUCCUAGGGUUUUGUCAUCGCAUGGUUCUUAUCGUGUUUCGAUUUCACGAGGAGUUGAGAUGUAAGGAUGGCUCAAAGGAGGGGAAAGUUUUCCUUCAGAAACCUGACGAAAAGUCAACUAGGUGGUGUUGUCUUUGGCUGCACUAAGAAUACCAUCAAAGAAUGUAUGUCGAAACAGUUGUUUGGUUUACCCUCUAACCACUAUCCAUACGUGCAGAAGAUUGAUAUUGGUUUGCCAUUGUUUCUUUUCAACUAUUCUGAUCGUACACUUCAUGGCAUUUUUGAGGCUGCUGGUUGUGGUCAGCUCAAUUUUGACCCUUAUGGCUGGACCUCUGAUGGUUCUGAGAGAACCUCAUAUCCUGCACAGGUUCCAAUCAGUGUUAGGUUACAGUGUGAACCACUUUCCGAGGAAAAAUUCAAACCUGCAAUUGCAGAUAAUUACUACAGUUCUCACCAUUUUUGGUUUGAGCUUGAUCAUUUCCAAACAAGGAAGUUGACAUGUCUGCUAACAUCUUUUGCUGUGAAACCUAAACCACCCAUGAAUACACCAAACACAAGACAGAUCUUUCGCUUGAUUUCAUCAAGUGAAAAGAAAGAGAACAGUGAUGAGGUUAAGCCUUCUGAGAAUGAACCAGUGGGUAGCUUGGAAGUGUCACUCAGUUCUGGCGGAGAAUCUGACUCCUCUGCUGCUGCUUCUCAUCCUGGUUUCUCUGAGAACCAUCCAGACGUACAGAACCCCAAACAAAUAGAUAAGGAUCAUGUUCUUGAGAAACUGAAGGAUCUCGUCUUUAGUCAUGAUGAGCAUGGAGACAACAGUCUAACUGAAACUGUUGAACAAGCCAACAUUCCCACCUGCAAGAACUUGGAAGACAGAGAUACACUUGAAGAGGAAACAUGUUCAGAGGGGAAAAUAGAUGGCAGUUGUCUUGUAUCCUCUCCUCUUCCACAUACAAUAAGCCAGUUGAUGCAUGAGGUGAAGGAACUCAGGGCAUGCGGGCUGGAAAAUUCAACCAAGAUAUGUUACUUGGAAGAGAAGCUGGACAAAGCACACAAGGAAAUUUAUCAAUUGACAGAGCGUUGCAACAUGCUGGAGUCCAUAUCAGGUCCUUUAAUCACCAAAGCUGGUGGCAGUGAUUUGGAGAUCCAUUCACCAGAUGAUACCAGCUUAGAUCCAACUGAGGCAAUUCUUCUUUUAGGGGGAUUUGAUAAAGACUCUGAAACAUGGUUGUCAUCAGUGCAGUCAUAUUUUCCAUCCAGGAAUGUUGUAAAGGCUCAUAGUUCAAUGAGCUGUAUCCGUUCAAAUGCAUCAGUGGCAAAGUUGGAUGGUAAAAUUUACGUCUUUGGAGGUGAUGACGGUGGCCGUGGCUGGACCAACUCAGCUGAAUCCUUUAACCAGACUGAUGGCCAGUGGAGCUUGUGCCCCCCCUUAAACGAGCGAAAAGGAAGUUUAGGUGGAGCCACUUUGGAUGGAAAAAUAUUUGCAAUCGGAGGUGGGAAUGGGAUGGUAUCUUUUUCAGAUGUUGAGAUGCUUGAUCCAGAUAUAGGGAGAUGGAUCAGAACAAGGUCAAUGGGGCAGGAGAGAUUUGCAGUUGCGUCCGUGGAGCAUAAAAGUUCAAUUUAUGCUGUCGGUGGUUAUGAUGGUAAAGAGUACCUGAACACAGCUGAAAGGUUUGAUCCUAGAGAGCACUCCUGGAUGAAUAUUGCAUCGAUGAAGUCGAGAAGAGGCUGCCAUUCUCUUGUUGUUCUGAAUGAAAAACUAUAUGCGAUUGGUGGGUUUGAUGGUGAGACAAUGGUAUCGAGUGUUGAGAUAUAUGAGCCAAGGACAGGGACAUGGAUGACGGGAGAACCAAUGAAGGAUUUAAGAGGAUAUUCAGCAGUGGCAGUGGUUAAAGACUCAAUAUAUGUGAUCGGAGGAUACAAAGGGGAAGAGGAUGACAUAUUAGACACUGUUGAGUGUUUUAAGGAAGGUGAAGGGUGGAAAAACGUGCCUUCUUCCUCGAUCGGUAGGCGUUGCUUUCUAUCUGCGGUGGCUUUGUAAAUGGGGAAACUUUGAAGCUGUUGUUUUUUUGGUGGCCAAGUCAUGAGAGACAGAGAUAAGCCUUUAGGAGUUUUGAUUUUGGGGAAAGAGUUUCCCUCUAUGAAGUAGAAGCAAAAUGGAAAUAUCGAUUUGCUAUAAAAAAGUACAAAAAAACAUCUAACCAAUUAGGUGCGUUCGGGUCUAGGUCGAGAGAUCUAUUUUAUAAACGUUCCUGGGCACUCAAAUUUGAGCGGGCUUUUAUAACUAGAUUAAGG